Messenger RNA from Astyanax mexicanus (Mexican tetra), 2605 nucleotides. It is a transcript of the gene elk3, whose product is annotated as ETS transcription factor ELK3. Gene Ontology annotation, molecular function: DNA-binding transcription factor activity, RNA polymerase II-specific; sequence-specific DNA binding. Gene Ontology annotation, cellular component: nucleus. Gene Ontology annotation, biological process: regulation of transcription by RNA polymerase II; cell differentiation. The coding region runs from base 445 to 1644 and encodes 399 amino acids. The transcript is spliced from 5 exons. NCBI's taxonomy places the organism in Eukaryota, Metazoa, Chordata, Actinopteri, Characiformes, Acestrorhamphidae. The record is from RefSeq and is a predicted model, not a curated record.
AGCGCGCGCGAGAGGAGGGAAAGCGUGUUUACACAGACGGCUCGAGCGCCUGGGGAACAGCGCGCGAGAGGAAGUGAGCCGGCUCGCUGUCUGCCUGCACCAACUUCCUGCUCAGAGAGAAAAAGAGAGAGAGAGAGAAAAGGGGGGGGAGACAGAGAAGUAGAGGAAAGAGAGAGAGAGAGAGAGAGAGAGAGAGUAGGGAAGAGAGAGAAGGGAAGAGAGAGAGAGCGAUAGAGAAGUAGAGGAAAGAGAGAGAGAGAAGUAGAGAGAGAGCAGGAGAGAGAGAGCAGGAGAGACAGAGUGGAGAGAGAGUGAAAAAACAGUGGGGAUCCCAUUACAGUCAGACUGUGCUGCCGAGGCGAUCGACAGCAUGGAAAAGCUGGACAUUUUACGGAAUUCUUUUUAAUAGAGGCUAAAAUACCCCGAGCAUUCCUCACAGCAGACAUGGAGAGUGCCAUCACGUUGUGGCAGUUCCUGCUGCAGUUGCUGCUGGACCAGAGCCACAAGCACUUGAUCUGCUGGACGUCCAACGAUGGAGAGUUCAAACUGCUCAAGUCUGAAGAGGUGGCUAAACUGUGGGGCCUGCGCAAGAACAAGACAAACAUGAACUACGACAAACUCAGCCGGGCGCUGCGCUACUACUAUGACAAAAACAUCAUUAAGAAAGUGAUUGGGCAGAAAUUCGUGUACAAGUUUGUUUCAUUUCCCGACAUCCUGAAAAUGGAUCCUCAGGCGGUGGAGCUUGGGCGAGACGGAGGCGGCGUCAUGCUACAAGAGGUGGAGUCCGAUGGAGGAGAGGGGGAGGAGUCUCCAAAACUCUCUCUGUCAUCGCUGAGAAGCCCCACCUGCAGGAACGAAUACCUUCACUCUGGUCUGUACUCAUCGUUUACCGUUAGCUCCCUCCAGGGCCAGCCUCCUCUCCUGCAUCCAAUCAAAGUGGAAAAGCAGAGAGGGGCGGAGCGAGGCGAGGAAGGCCCGACCGUGAUCCGCUUCGUUACUAACCGGUCAGAGAAGGUGGUAGCUCUCCCAUCUUCUCCUGCACCCAACUCCUCUGAGGUUUUCUUCAGUUCCAAGGUUUCGCCACAUUCCUCCCGCUCGCCGUCCCCCUCCCCGAGCCCGUCCUACACGCGAAGGCACGGCCUGAGCCCCGAGGCUCACAUGGACGAAUCAGAGCAGAACGCUCAGCCUCUCAAUUUAUCGUCCGGCCACAGGGAGCGUGCCCAGAGCCAGGCACAGGCCCCGCCCCCUGAGAGGAGGGCCAGCAGCAAUGGACUUCCUCCCAAAGCUCGAAAACCAAAAGGCCUGGAAAUCUCAGCCCCUUCUAUAUUGCUUUCAGGAAGUGACCUGGGCUCCAUUGCUCUCAACAGCCCUGCACUGCCCUCAGGGUCCCUCACACCAGCCUUCUUUACUGCACAGACUCCCUCGGGCUUGCUGCUGGCUCCAAGCCCUCUUCUGUCCUCCAUUCAUUUCUGGAGCAGUCUGAGUCCCGUAGCACCUCUCAGCCCGGCAAGACUACAGGGACACAGCUCCCUCUUCCAGUUCCCCACUCUGUUGAACGGACCUCUCCCAGUGCCUCUCCCCAACCUGGACUCCUCAUCCUCCUCUUCAUCCCUCCUCCUUUCCUCCAGCGCUCAAAAAUCCUGAUUCCUGCACCACCUACCUAUCUGCAAACACACAGAUACAUACUUGCUAAGAAGUCUGCAUAGACUCAUGGUUGCACUACACCCCCUUGUGGUUGAACUUGACCACAGAAUUUACCACAACCAACAUUUUAAUGCAAAUAGUGAUUUUUUUCCUUUUCAGAACCGUCUCAGUCAAAACUCAGGCUGUACACCAAAUCGCUCACGUGGCUUUAUACGUGCCAAAGGAAGUGAAACGCCCUUCAGAGGAAACCGUGAGCUCUUGGAAAAUCUCGGCCUUAGAAUCUAUAGCUUUCUCCAAAGAAUGUCUUAUCAGUCUGCUUUAGAGUUUUUUUAAAUCUCUAUAUAAAGCAUAAAGCUUGGUGCAUCAACACAGAGAGACCUGUCUGUGAAAAAAACCCGUGUGAGAGCUCCAAAGUUCAGCUUCCAGGGUUCUGAUCCCAGGUGAGCUCUGAUUACUCCUAUAUUUCUACCCAGGACUCACCCUUGGUGCUUUGAUCAGAAUUUUCUCACCUUCCUCCCGCUCUAAUGGAGCUCUGUUAAAUGCUGAGAGUGAACGCUCACCGCAGCCCAUAUUAGAGGGACCCUAUUAGCCUUUUAAUUGAAUUGAAUUUUGUAAUCUCUUUCUGAGGCUGUGAAUCAGGUUUUCUGUUGAAUUUGUCUGGUAUUGUAUUGUAUAUUAAUGUAUUGUAUGCACUGUGCUUCAAACUACCGGCUGUGCCUUCUCUGUGUAAGAAUGUGUAUAUGUAAUAUUUUCCAGCUUUUUUUGUAAUAGACGAAAUUCCAUUAUCAUAUUGGAAAGAAAAAGCUUUGUAAUAGCUUAGUUUUUUUUUUUUUAUUAAGUAAUUGAAAUAUAAAAUGUAUUCACAUAUUAAUUUUAUAUUGUUGCUUUCUAUGAGUCAAGGAAAUGUGCCUGUUAAAAGUUGUUUUAAAUAAAAAGAAAGCAUUGAAUGCUACAUACUGAA